AUGGAUAGCACACCCUCAAGUUCCACAGUUUCAAGAACUGUCCUUCUCCUUUUGAGGGUCUUAACCUUUGUGUUCCUUUUGAUUGCGCUCAUACUCAUUGCCAUAAACAAGCAAACUGAAGACACAAGUGAUGGCCCAACGGAAGCCAAGUUCAAUGAUAUCCAUGCUUAUCGAUACAUGAUCUCCACGAUAGUCAUUGGGUUUGCAUAUAAUCUCCUCCAAAUGGCACUCUCAAUCUUUAGUGUGGUAUCAGGAAACCGUGUAUUAAGCGGUGAUGGUGGCUAUCUGUUUGAUUUCUUUGGUGACAAGAUUAUAUCAUACCUUCUACUUUCGGGUUCAGCUGCUGGAUUUGGUGCUUCCGAAGAUCUGCACACUUUAUUCAAAUCAAUAGAUCUUCCCUUCAACUCCUUUUUUGAAAAGGCAAACGCCUCAGCUAGCCUUCUUCUUAUUGGAUUUCUGUUCACUGCAAUAGCAUCAACUUUCACUUCCUUUGCUUUGCCAAAGAAAGCUUAG
Gastrolobium bilobum is the source of this 513-nucleotide messenger RNA. RefSeq names its product CASP-like protein 4D1. The transcript is spliced from 3 exons. The record is from RefSeq and is a predicted model, not a curated record. Lineage: Eukaryota; Viridiplantae; Streptophyta; Magnoliopsida; Fabales; Fabaceae. The coding region runs from base 1 to 513 and encodes 170 amino acids.